Molecule: messenger RNA, 14888 nt
Organism: Columba livia (rock pigeon)
Lineage: Eukaryota; Metazoa; Chordata; Aves; Columbiformes; Columbidae
Gene: IGFN1
Product: immunoglobulin like and fibronectin type III domain containing 1
Exons: 30
Coding region: 4879-13746 (2955 amino acids)
Molecular function (GO): protein binding
Source: RefSeq, a predicted model, not a curated record
CGCAAGGCGGAUGGCUCCGCCGGACCUGUGAAGAGCGUCCUCACCUUUCCGCAGCACCUCAUUGCUGCGGGGACGCGGUGGCGGGCGGGCGGGCAAUCUUGAGGUGCUGGUGGAAUCCCUGUCAGCGUCCCGUGUUAGGCGGACCAGGCCUAGGGUAGCUCCCGCCUGGCUCCCCCGUCGCCCAGCAGAGCCCAUGGACAGCCCCGUUCUCCCCUAGAGCCGCCGGCUCUGCCUGCAGGACCUGCUCCCCUCAGCCGGCCCCGUGCCAUUCACACCAAAGGUAAAAAGCUCCUGUUGGUGGAAGGGAAAAAACGAAGAGGCUCAAACUUUCUUAUGAGGAGAGACUGGGAGAGCUGGAGCUGUUCAGUUGGAGAAGAGAAGCUGAAAGGGAUCUGAUCAAUGGGAUCAAUAUCUCAGGCCCAAAGAUACAUCUCACUGCUUCUUGUGGGCCCUGGGUGAGCUGGAUGGACACUUGGAGGAAGCAGCCUGAGCUGGUGAGACAACACUGAGCAAUCCCUGGGAGUGAGUAAAGGAACAGCCCAGGCAGCCGAAACACCAAACGUAGGGAUCAGUUUUUUUUAAGGUACGCCUAUUCACAUACCCACAAGGACCAAGAUAAUUAUAUCCCAGCGGUCUUCCCAGCACGUGGGCACCAAGACAAGUGCGUCCAGAUGAUCCCAGUGACUUCAGGAGAGGCUCCAGUAUAAGCUCAGCAGAAUGUGCAGCAGCUCAAGCUUUCUCAUCAGCACAAAGGAUGCUUGGCUGUCGAGGGGCAAGGUGUUGCUGGAGCAGGUGAUGCAAUUCCAGGCCAGGCCACGUUGUUGGGGCUGUGCAGUUUGCCCACUUUCCGUGCUUGAAGUGCUUCAUGCACCGUGGCUGCUGAACUUCAUCCCUCUGCUUUGUAGAAGCAUCGAUGUGCUCACGUCUGCCUUCCCUCACAGUAUCGUGUGGGGUUGCCUUUGAAAUUGAAUAUGGCUGAUAUUGUCCCCCAACGUGCGACUGUCCCUGUGCUGAGCAACGUGGGCAAUGAAACCCCAGAAACGUCUGCAGAGCUGGGUGCGAGGAGAGCACUGAGUGCUCCAUGGGUGCCCUCUGUGAGCUGCAGAAACUCCAUAAGCUUCUUUAACCCCCUGCUCUGCGCUCUUUUAUUUUGAGACUCCGUCUUAUUUCUCUCAACAUUUAUCUAGAUCAGCUCCAGGUGACUCUGGAUGUCUCCCGCCACAGGAAGCCUUUGCUAACAAGCGGAACCUCGUCUGCAGGUGCAUCUGAUCUCCAUUUCCAGCCUGACCUAGUGGUUCCUAAUCCCCGUUAAUGCUACCGAGGUCUGUUUUACUCCCAGGCGUGCACAGAGCUAUGCAGGUGACAGAGGCUGCUCUCAGCCCUGUAACUGGAGCGCAGGCUCAUGCUGUUCAACUACAUGCUAAUAAAUUUUCAGCUGCAAGCAAAGAAAUUCUCAUUAGCACUGUGAGCUCUGUCAACCUCUUAUAUUCAUACUGCUAACUCUUCAAAGAGUUAUUUUAAAAAGGAGACUAUUUAGAGAAGCGUCGUCUUUAAAUGUGCUUGGCCACUCACUUUUAAGUGAAGUUCAAUUUAUCCGAUCAAUUAGUAACACUAGUUAUUCCUGAGAUUGAUUUCAAGCCAAUUAAGCUGCAGUUUCCUUUAAAACAUUCAGCUGCCUGAAAGUUUUUGAGUCGCUGCGAAGAGGAAACUCAAUCUGCAGCAAAAGCACUGCUCUGACUGACUUGUGAAAUGUUGAAGAAUGAUGUUAAUCUCAGAUUUGCCCAGCGCCGUUGCUGGUGCGGACUGAAAUAAUAAUGAAUAGAAGGCAGGUGUAUUGAGUUCCCUUAAAAAAAACCCUCCUGGGGAUGUCUGGCAGGCUAAGAGCCCUGUGACAGGCUGCACCUACCAAACAGAGAGGGUGAGACAGAGAUUAAGUGUGAGAGAAGGGGAGGCGGAAGGCGAGACAGAGGGAGCAGCUGAGAAGGAUCCCAGGGACCCAGGACCGAUCCCACAGCUCAGCACCGACCGCAGAAAGGACACUAGGACCUGCAGCUUCCACAGCAGCCGCGACAGGAGGGGACCCCAGGGGUGGCACACGCAGCCUCUCUGACAUCACCUUGACCUUCAGUGCAGUGACCAACUGGACGCCCAUGCUGCAUGGACAUGGCUUGGCCAAAUGAUUCAAGCACGAGCCGAGCUUUUGACCUUGGUCAUCUCUUCAUGAACUGGACAAUCCAGUCAGCUUUUUGGACCUCCCAGGUCUUGGUUUCUUCACUUCUUGCUCUGUCUGAGCCGUGCGGUGGCUGCCGACCGUCUCUAGGAAGAGUUUGGCCAGUUGUCACCUCUCAGAAGGAGCAGGCGUCGCAUUGAUACACUGAAGAAGGGAAACAGAAAAUCAGAAGAGUCUCGAUUCCGGAUAAAAUGUACUUUUAUAAUCCCGUCCUGAAAUAACUGAGCUGCAGCUGUUGUCUCUUGACACUUCUUCACCGCUCUUCGUUAGGGGAAUGAACUCACUUCCAGGGAAAAACAUGCGGUGAAAGCAGUGACCGCUGCUGAAUGUCCCGGGCUUCAUGAUGACAUUUUGCAGGUUUUCAGUGGCAUGCGGUAGCGUAUCCACCGGCACGCAGGGGUUAACAGGACUUUUGGGUGGGCGGCUGGAAAACAAGCUGUGAAAUGGAAGAAGGUCAGUCUCUUGGAGGAGUUUGCUCUGUCACAGAUGGUUUUAAGUUAUCCGUCUGUCUGUAGGAGAGGUCUCUAUUCCUUCCCCCCCAAGAAAACUGUAAAACCAGGGCUGGAAAUAAAGCAAAGCAUGAUUGGGUCUGGGUUUGGUGGAGCAGGCAGAAUCGUAGCUCUCCUGGUACUUGCUAGACCCAACCAUCUGAUUAGGAAUUCCCCAGUUGUUCAAGCAGCCCCCAACAGCAAAAUGCCAUUUGAGACUAAAUCUCUUGGGCAGCGCACUUUUCAGUGAGGGAUGAAUGAGAGCUGAACUCAGGUUUUGGUAGAAUCCGAGAAAUGUUUCCUCUGGGAGCAUCCCCAUUAGUUGUUAUUGUCUGUAGAGACUUAACAGCUGGUUUUAUUAGAGGUUGAGUCUACAGCAUCCAGUCAACAAGGUAACAUAACUACUGCUCUAGACCAGUAAGACAAAUGUCUAAGGAAACAUCUUUGGGAUGAUCAUUGGCCAAAGCAGGUGGAGAAAGGGACAGAGGGAAACCCAUGAGGACGUUGCUAGAAAAGUGUCUGCCACUGAGUGAGCUGCUGCUGGAAACUCCUUGUUGUCUUAUUUUCUUGGCUUAUUAACUUUAAAAUUGUUUAAUGUGACUUUGGAGUUGCCUCUGCAAACAUAACAAAGGAUGUAGAACUGAAUGAUGUUCGCCCAAGCACCAGUUGGAACAAUGGCAUUUUCCUCUAUUGACACUGGGAAGGUAUAAAUACCGUCACCAGCAAUAACUGUCCAAAAAGAAAGAAGGAAUGAAGAAAAUGACUCCAGAAUUUCUUUUUCACAUUUAUCUUUCAAAUUAUUGAUGGAAAUAGUGGUUCCUAGCCCUGCAAAGGAGAAGUUUUUGAUAUCAGGAUCAGACGAGCUGAUGGAUCAUACUGUUAUCACCAGUGUCUUUUCCACCGAAUAAUCAUGUUUCUCAGACUCGCAGAAACAAUGCACUGCAUGGAUUUUCUGUCUUAUCCUGGCCAACAUCUUAGCUCCAGUUUCUGGUUCUGUCAGCCCAGACGUCGUGCAAUCCAUGGUCACCGCGAUAAAAAACCUUCUAUUGCCAACUUCUGGAUCCAGCCCUUUGUCUCAGAGUUGAACGUGAGGAUUUAAUAUGAAUAUAUGGCACAUCAUGCAAUGGGAAAAAAAGGAUUGUAUGCUCUUGGCCAGAAGUGAAUGAAAGCAAACUCCCAACCUGAGCAGUUAGUGCUGCCGGGAGAAGAUAUAAUAGCAUUGGGUCCCAAACUGGCCACCUCUGUGAACAUCUGGGAUUAAAUAGAGUUACCUUUGCUUCUAAGUGAGCUUUUUGAGUAGAGGUAGGAAGGUUUACAAGUUGCAAAAGCAGACAAAGCAAAAGAUUUUGGGGCACAAUAUACUGCACUUGUACUUCUAGGGUAAACCUGUCUGUGGAAAUACGUGGCUUGCAACUGCUGAUGGGAUCAAAUUCAGGUGUCUGUGUUGAAUAACUCAGAUUAAAGACUUUACUUUUGAAGGCCAAGCCUGGGUGUGGUUGCCCUGUACACAAAUACAAUAAUCCACUGGUUUCCUUCUCUGCUAAGGACUUAUGGGAUCUCCAAAGGACUCGUGGCCUCUGAGAACCAGUCUGGCAUGUCCUACAAAUCUUGAACGUACAGCUCGUCCUUUCCUUGGACAAGCCAUCGAUCUGCACAGACCUUUGUGGUGCAAAGUCCCGACCCAGCUCACAUUUGGAAACCCAGCGUUGCCUUGACUGAUGUUCACAUCUGGCCAAGUUUGCUCGUUGCGUCGUUUGGGGCUCACCAAGGGCUCGGGGUGAUUGGGGAGCAGGGCUGUGGAACGACCCACCUACAACUACAGUGUAGAGACAUCCCAGCUGGGCAGCCAUGGAGCGCAGCCUUGGCUUCUAGGAGAGCGGAGGGAUGGGAGCGGGACAAGAAUUUGUCAUUGCUAUUGCCAUUUAGUGACGUUGACACCAGACUAAUAAGGGGCGUGGCUUCUUUAAUGCAAAUCACCAAUAUCUGUGACCAGGAGUCCCGUUGAGGAGCCAUGAGGAGCUCCAAGGUCUGAGCCAGCGAACAAAGCCACCGCGGACCCAGCAGACGCGACAGUGACUUCAAGGAUCAUCUCAGAAGCUCAGUGCGUAAGGAGAACCUGUAGUCCGGUUGCUCUGACCAUAGGCAGCUGAGCAAAGCAUCAUGACGAGCCAGCAGGCAGCAAAGAACUUCAAGAAAUCUGCUGUCCCGGGAGUUCUUAUCACACAGUUUGUGGACGAUAUUCCAGAAGGAUGCAGCACACCUGACUUUGAGCGGAAACCUCUCACUCUGACACUGCAGGAAGGUAAAAAUGCUGUUUUCAGAGGUGUCGUCACAGGUGUCCCAACCCCUGCCAUCAAAUGGACGCGUAUCCAAGGAGGAAUGGAUGAUCCUGCCAAAUAUGAAACAUUCUUCGAUAGUGUUACAAGGGAAUUUGUUCUGCAGAUAAACAAUCUCACCACAAAAGACAGCGAUUUGUAUCGUUGCUUCGCUGUGAAUGAAUACGGGGAAGCUUCCUGCUCUGCUGGCCUCAGGAUCAUCCAAGUUGGAUUUAAGAGGAAAGCGAAAUAUGUUCCUGUUCAUGCUGCUGAUGAGUUAAAGAAGAAGCUUCAGGACUCCAGGAGGAUGCUGAAGAAACGGACCCCACUGCCAAAACCAAAACCCUUGGACAAAGAAGCCGUCUGGCAACUCUUGCUGCAUGCAGAUAGAAGGGAUUAUGAAAAGAUCUGCUUGAAAUAUGGAAUCGUUGACUUCCGUGGGAUGCUGAGAAAGCUGCAGGAGUUGAGGAAGGACACGGAGACUGAACAAGGAGAGUUAAUACACAGCAUCAAAAACUUUGAGCACAUCAGAGUCAACAGGGAGGGAAAUGCUACAUUCAGCCUGGAGAUGGACCUGAAAAACAGCAAGAGCAAAGUUUAUCUGCUGAAGGAUGGCGAGAGGCUCAGAUACGGAACAGGGGAUGAAUACAGAAAGCACUGCCUGCGGCAGAUUGGAAAGAAGUACAAUUUCAUUGUCAACGAUGUGCAGCCAGAAGAUGCAGGCGUGUAUCAAGUCCGAGUGGAGGGCGUCCCUGUGUUCUCAACUGAACUGGAUGUUGAAUCCAUCCCUGUGCGAUUCGAGAAGCCGCUCCAGGACGUGCGUUGUCCUGAGGAAGAAGACGCCGUUUUCGAGUGUAUCCUGCGCACCCCCUGCUACGAUGCCGUGUGGCUGCACAGAACCCACCCCCUGGAGCCCAGCGAGAGGCACCAGAUCUCCGCGACACCCGACGGCCUGACCCACAAGCUGGUUGUCAAAAACGUGGUGCCCGCUGACAACGGGAUGUACACGCUGGACACGGGGCUCUGCUCCUCAAACGCCUGGCUUAUCGUGGAGUAUGCCAAAGGAAAGAGGAGGCAGGAUGGAGGAGACGAGAAAGAGCCAUCCGAGUGGGUGAAAGAAACAUCGCCAGAUAAAGACAGGGCUAAGAAAAUUAGACGCAGAGGAUAUGAUGGUGAUGAAGAUCAUCCCAUGGACACUGAUGAGGAAAAAGAUGGCUGGUACAGAAACGGUCAAGCUGGCAGUCAAGGCGGUUCUGUUGAUGAAAGCCAUAUAUUUUUGGGAAAAGAGAGGCUACGUAGAGUUGAGAUAAAUGAAAAGACAGAGUCUGGGCAGGUUUCUGAAGCAGACCUAGAUGGAGACGCAGUGAUAAGCGAUGGUCGUAUCUUUGGGUUAAAAGGAGGAUUAAGGUCUGUCCAAGGCAAGAACUCUGUGCCAGGCAGAGCAGAUGUGGAUGGCAAGGAUGGUCUCCCGGUGGGAGAUGAUAUGAUUGGAGUGAGUUUCAAGAGAGCAGGACAAGUAGGGGCUGCCCCGGGAAGGGCUGGCCUGGGACCCCAUGCCGCCGGUCAGCUGGAUCAAGAGGGAAAGCCUGGUUUGAUGUACGGCCCAGAUGGGCUUCCAGCUGGAGAUGGAUAUGGCGCAGGAGGCAGACUGGUAGGGGAAAUGGGGGCUUUGUAUGGUCCAGAUGGUCUCCCAGCCGGGGCUGGAAUUGGUGGUGCUGGUGUAGCUGGUGCAGGAGGAGCUGGGUCUCCAUACGGAAAGGAUGGGCUUCCAGUUGGUGCUGGUCUUGGUGGAGCUGGGGCAGGGGGAUUCGGGUCUCCUUAUGGAAGGGAUGGUCUCCCAGCUGGAGCUGGCACUGGUGGACCUGGUGCAGGCAGAGUUGGAUUUCCCUAUGGAAAGGAUGGUCUCCCAGCUGGAGGUGGUGCUGGUGUAGGGGGAUUUGGAGCUGCUUAUGGAAGGGAUGGUCUCCCAGCUGGAGCUGGCAUUGGUGGAGCUGGUACAGGCGGAGCUGGAUUUCCCUAUGGAAAGGACGGUCUCCCAGCUGGAGGUGGUGCUGGUGUAGCUGGUGUAGGGGGAUUUGGGGCUCCUUAUGGCAAGGAUGGUCUUCCAGCUGGGGCUGAUGUAGCUGGAGCAGGGGGAGUUGGAUUUCCCUAUGGCAAGGAUGGUCUCCCAGCUGGAGCAGGAGUUGGCGAAGCUGGUGCAGGGGGAUUUGGGGCUUCUUAUGGAAAGGACGGACUCCCAGUCGGGGCUGGUGUUGGUGGUGCUGGUGUAGCUGGUGCAGGGGGAGUUGGGGCUCCCUAUGGCAAGGAUGGUCUCCCAGCUGGAGCAGGAGUAGGUGGAGCUGGUGCAGCUGGUGCAGGGGGAUUUGGGGCUCCUUAUGGAAAAGAUGGACUCCCAGUCAGGGCUGGUCUUGGUGGUGCUGGUGUAACUGGUGCAGGAGGAGUUGGGUCUCCUUAUGGAAAAGAUGGUCUCCCAGCUGGAGCAGGUAUUGGUGGCGCUGGUGUAGCUGGUGUAGAGGGCUUAGGAUCUCCAUAUGGAAAGGAUGGUCUUCCAGCUGGAGGAGGUAUUGGUGGAGCUGGUUCAGGGGGACUUGGAUCUCCGUAUGGAAUAGAUGGUCUCCCAGCUGGGGCUGGUCUGGGUGGUGCUGUUGCAGGAGGAGCUGGGUUUCCCUAUGGGAAGGAUGGUCUUCCAGCUGGAGCAGGUGUUGCUGGUGCAGGGGGAUUUGGGGCUCCUUAUGGCAAGGAUGGUCUCCCAGCUGGGGCUGGAAUUGGUGGUGCUGGUGUAGCUGGUGCAGGAGGAGUUGCGUAUCCAUAUGGCAAGGAUGGUCUCCCAGCUGGGUCUGGAAUUGGUGGUGCUGGUGUAGCUGGUGCAGGAGGAGUUGGGUAUCCCUAUGGCCAGGAUGGUCUCCCAGCUGGGGCUGGAAUUGGUGGUGCUGGUGUACCUGGUAUAGGUGGAGUUGGGUCUCCAUAUGGAAAGGAUGGCCUUCCAACAGGGGCUGGUGCUGGUCUAGCUGGUGUAGCUGGUGCAGGGGGAGUUGGGUCUCCAUAUGGAAAGGAUGGUCUCCCAGCUGGGGCUGGACUUGGUGGUAUAGCUGGUGUAGGAGGAGUUGGGGCUCCUUAUGGCAAAGAUGGUUUCCCAGCUGGGGCUGGAAUUGGUGGUGCUGGUGUACCUGGUAUAGGUGGAGUUGGGUCUCCAUAUGGAAAGGAUGGCCUUCCAACAGGGGCUGGUGCUGGUCUAGCUGGUGCAGCUGGUGCAGGGGGAGUUGGGUCUCCAUAUGGAAAGGAUGGUCUCCCAGCUGGGGCUGGACUUGGUGGUAUAGCUGGUGUAGGAGGAGUUGGGGCUCCUUAUGGCAAAGAUGGUCUCCCAGCUGGGGCUGGUUUAGGUGGUGCUGGUGUUGCUGGUGCAGGAGGAUUUGGGUUUCCAUAUGGAAAGGAUGGUCUCCCAGCUGGGGCUGGUCUAGGUGGUGCUGGUGUUGCUGGUGCAGGAGGAGUUGGUUCUCCCUAUGGCAAGGAUGGUCUCCCAGCUGGGGCUGGUCUAGGUGGUGCUGGUGUUGCUGGUGAAGGAGGAGUUGGUUCCCCCUAUGGCAAGGAUGGUCUCCCAGCUGGGGCUGGUCUAGGUGGUGCUGGUGUUGCUGGUGCAGGAGGAGUUGGGUUUCCACAUGGAAAGGAUGGUCUCCCAGCUGGGGCUGGUCUAGGUGGUGCUGGUGUUGCUGGUGCAGGAGGAGUUGGGUUUCCAUAUGGAAUGGAUGGCCUUCCAGCUGGAGGAGGUAUUGGAGCUGGUACAGGAGUUGGGUCACCCUAUGGAAAGGACGGUGUCCCAGCUGGAGCAGGAGUGGGUGGUGCUGGUGUAGCGGGAGCGGCAUCUCCGUAUGGAAAGGAUGGUCUUCCAGCUGGGGCUGGUAUUGCUGGUGCUGGUGUAGCUGGUGCAGGGGGAUUUGGGGCUCCUUAUGGAAAGGACGGACUCCCAGCUGGGGCUGGUCUUGGUGGUGUAGCUGGUGCAGGGGGAGUUGGUGCGCCUUAUGGAAAAGACGGUCUCCCAACUGGAGCGGGUAUUGGUGGUGUAGCUGGUGAAGGGGUGGCUGGGAUUCCUUAUGGAAAGGAUGGUCUCCCAGCUGGGGUUGGUCUUGGUGGUGCUGGUGUAGCUGGUGCAGGGGGAGUUGGGGCUCCAUAUGGAAAGGAUGGUCUCCCAGCUGGGGCUGGAGUUGGUGGUGCUGGUGUAGCUGGUGCAGGGGGCCUUGGGUCUCCAUAUGGAAAGGAUGGUCUCCCAGCUGGAGCAGGCUUUGCUGGAGCUGGUGUAGCUGGUGCAGGAGGAGUUGGUUCCCCCUAUGGCAAGGAUGGUCUCCCAGCUGGGGCUGGUCUAGGUGGUGCUGGUGUAGCUGGUGCAGGAGGAGUUGGGGCUCCUUAUGGCAAGGAUGGUCUCCCAGCUGGGGCUGGUCUAGGUGGUGCUGGUGUAGCUGGUGCAGGAGGAGUUGGGGCUCCUUAUGGCAAGGAUGGUCUCCCAGCUGGGGCUGGUCUAGGUGGUGCUGGUGUAGCUGGUGCAGGAGGAGUUGGGUCUCCAUACGGCAAGGAUGGUGUCCCAGCUGGGGCUGGACUUGGUGUAGCUGGUGCAGGGGGAGCUGUGGCUUCUUACGGCAAGGAUGGUCUCCCAGCUGGAGUAGGUGCUGGUGUAGCUGGUGCAGGAGGAGUCGGGUCUCCGUAUGGAAAGGAUGGUCUUCCAGCUGGGGUUGGUGCUGGUCUAGCUGGUGUACCUGGUUCAGGGGGAGCUGGGUCUCCAUAUGGAAAGGAUGGUCUUCCAUCUGCAGCUGGUAUUGCUGGUGCUGGUGUAGCUGGUGCAGGGGGAGCUGGGGCUCCUUAUGGCAAGGAUGGUCUCCCAGAUGGGGCUGCUGCUGGUGGUGCUGGUGUAGCUGGUGCAGGGGGAGUUGGGUCUCCCUAUGGAAUAGAUGGUCUCCCAGCUGGGGCUGGUGGUGCUGGUGCAGGGGGAGCUGGGGCUUCUUAUGGAAAAGAUGGUCUCCCAGCUGGAGUAGGUGUUGGUGGUGCUGGUGUAGCUGUUGCUGGAGGAGCUGGGUCUCCCUAUGGAAGGGAUGGUCUCCCAGCUGGGGCUGGGGCUGGUGUAGCUGCUGCAGGGGGAGUUGGUUCCCCCUACGGAAAGGAUGGUCUCCCAGCUGGUGCUGGUCUAGGUAGUGCUGGUGUAGCUGCUGCAGGGGGAGUUGGGUCUCCUUAUGGAAAGGAUGGUCUCCCAGCUGGGGCUAGAGCUGGUGUAGCUGGUGCAGGAGGAGUUGGGUCUCCCUAUGGCAAGGAUGGUCUUCCAGCUGGGGCUGGUCUUGGUGGUGCUGGUGUAGCUGGUGCAGGAGAAGUUGGGUCACCAUAUGGAAAGGAUGGUCUCCCAGCCAGUGCUGGUGUAGCUGGUGCAGCUGGUGCAGGAGGAGUUGGGUCUGCCUAUGGAAGGGAUGGUGUCCCAGCUGGGGCUGGAAUUGGUGGAGCUGGUGCAGGGGGACUCGGGUCUCCCUAUGGAAGGGAUGGUGUCCCAGCUGGAGCCGGUGCUGGUGGACCUGGUGCAAGGGGCUUUGGUUCUUUCUAUGGAAAGGACGGUCUCCCAGCUGGGUCUGUGGCGGGAGCUGCUCAUAUUCCUUAUGGAGGUGAAGGAGCGAUGGGAUCUUACCCUGGCAGGGAUUUUAUGCUGAGCAGAGCUCCAGGAUACAUAGGUGGAGCAGGAGGAGAUGGCUUUUCCUCAGAAGGUGGUGGCGUUGGUGGCUCUGCCAUACGGAGUGCCGGGUCUGCCUAUGACAAGGACAGCGGGUCCGGUGGAGCCAGGGCUGGUAUGGCUGGUGUGGGCAGGUUGGGAGGCGGUGACAGGGAGUUGCAUUCAGUCCGUGGUAAAGACGGUGCGGCAGGUGCUGCUGGACGAGGUGGUGAACGUGGGCUGGACUCGCGUCCUGGCAAAGCUUCUCCGGGAGAUGAAGCUGGGAUGGGCACUGCCAGGGAUCUCAGAGGAGCAGAGAGCAAAGGUGCAGCUCAUGACAGAGAUUCAGUUUCAGGUCAAGAUGCCAGGGGCGAGGGCAGAGAUUCAGGACAGUUAGGCUCCCGUUACGACAAAGAUUCUGCGUGGAGUAGAUCGCAUAACAGAUCUGUUCGGGGGAGGAGUUCAGGUGGUGUUGGUCAAGGCCCAUCGGAUUAUGGUCAGGUGUCAGACCUUUACGCUGGACCUCCUUCAAUAAACAAGAAAAAAGGGGAGCCCAGCUUUGAAAUGAAAGCAAAUGAUUUAUUGAAGAUGCCGGAAAGUACAGAAAAAAGAAAACGUUAUUGCCUGGAUGAUCCGAAAGCUCUGCGCUGUUAUGUCAACAAGCAGCUGCUGGAUAUCAGAGUUGUGAAAGGGGAACCGGCUGAGCUGUCUUGUGCUGUCAGUAAACCCGACGUGGUAGGAACCUGGUUUAAAGAUGGAUUAAAGUUGACAAGCAUGGAAGGAGUUGUCUUUGAAAAGGAAGGUCUGGUCCACAAACUAGUUAUUAACAAAGUGGAAGAUAUUCAUGCUGGGAAAUACAGGUUUGAAGGUGGUGAUAUAAAAACUGAAGCUUCAAUCUUUGUGGAAGAUCCUCCACAGGUUGACAAAGUGGUCCUCAAAAACUUAACGAGUGUUCCUACUGUGGCCAAGGCAGGACAGCCGGUCAAGAUCAAGAUCCCUUUCCAGGGCCGGUUGCCCAUCAGAGCCACGUGGCUCAAGGACAAGAUGGAGCUGGCGGAUGACGCCCGGAUUCGUGUCGAUAAAACCGACACCUUUACCAUGCUGUCCAUCCCCAGCAGUGACAGGAAGGACUGUGGGGAUUACAAAGUCAGGCUGAAGAAUGACAGCGGGGUCGUGGAGAUCGACUUAAAGCUUGUGGUAGUAGACAAGCCCCAACCACCUGCCGGACCCAUCAAAAUCGUAGAAAGCUCUGCAAACGACAUCACCAUUCAGUGGAAUCCCCCAAAGGAUGAUGGGGGCAAACCGCUACAAAGGUAUGUCGUGGAGAGACAGCAGAUGGGGAAGAACGAGUGGGAGACUUUGGGAGAGACCCCCAAGAGCUGCACCACCUUCACGACUAACAAAGUGGAGCAAGACAUGAGCUACUACUUCAGGGUGAGAGCUGUGAACGCCGAGGGAACGAGCGAUGCGCUGGAAUCGGGUGAAGUGAAGGCCGUCAGCAAAGCUACACCUGGUGCCCCGGAUCCCCCUGAGGUUGUCAGUGCCAGCAAAGACACCAUCACAAUAAUGUGGAAAGCACCUCGUAAGACUGGCAGUUCCCGAAUUGUGGGAUACAUUGUGCAAAAACGCAAGAAGGGCACCGUGACCUGGCUGCCGGUCAACAACACACCUGUAGCAGACAAGAAGCUGAAAAUGACCAAUCUCAAGCGAGGGCUGCAGUACGAAUUCCGGGUGGCAGCUGUCAAUGCUGCUGGCAUGGGAGAUGCCAGUGAACCGUCACAGGCUGUGUUUGCAAGGGAUUCCACCAAACCUCCAGGUCAAGUGCAGGACCUUAAAGUGAGCAGCAGUAAUGGCACUAGUAUCACCCUGACAUGGAAGAGACCUGAAUCAAAAGAUGGGUUUGAUGUGAAAGGCUAUGAGGUAGAGAUGCGGUCGUACAACAACCUCAACUGGACCAAAUGCAAUGCUCUUCCCAUAGAGGCAACCACUUACACGAUUAAAGGCCUCCAAGCCAAGGAGACGUACUUCCUACGGGUGAGAGCCCUCAAUGACAGUGGCGCAGGAGAAGCCGCAGAGCUGGAAGCUUGUGUUAAAGAUGCUCCCCCAGUAGUUGCUCCCAGGUUACUGAUAGAUGACACAGUGAAAAACCUCCUGGUUGUAAAAGCAGGGAAUACCAUCCGAGUUACCAUUCCCUUUGAAGCGUCUCCAGAUCCAGUGGUGACCUGGUUAAAGGAUGGGCUUUCUCUCUCAAACCGGGCUACGAUCAAUACUGAAAAUGGUACCACCCAGCUGCUCAUUGGAGCAGCUGAGUUCCCCGACAGCGGCACCUACACCAUCGAGCUCCAGAACAGCUUGGGGAAAAGAGAAACGUUCACCUUCCAAGUUCAAGUUACAGAUAUCCCACAACCGCCUGGACCUAUUCAGCUGUACGAGAACGUGCCCAAUACAGUGACAGUCGCCUGGGAGCCGUCGGCUUCCGAAAAAUGGGAACGAGAUCUUUACUACACGGUCCUGAAACGCGAGUCACAGAAGGGUGUGUGGCGCGUGGUGGGUGACCUGAUCUACAACAACAAGUUCACGUUCACCAAACUGAUCCCAGGCCGGGAGUACUACUUCAGAGUCGUGGCGAAAAAUAACUUGGGAGCCAGCGAUCCGUCUGAAACUGUGCAGCCUUGGACGAUUAAGAAAACAAAGGUUGAAUUCCAAGUCAAACCGCAGCAGUACAGGGGUGUUAAUCACAAGCAGCCCCCCAGAUUCCUCGUCCCGUUGAAGCCUCACGUGGUGACAACCGGGAGCGAGUGCCGGAUGAGCUGUGCGGUUGGGGGCUGUCCCCCCCCAAAGAUCACCUGGUACAAGGACAGCAGAGACCUCUCCAACGACCCCACCUAUUUCUGCACAAACGACUUUGGCGUCUGCUCCCUGGUUGUCCUGGGUGUCACGAAACACGACGAAGGGGAAUAUAUGGCAGAAGCCACCAAUGAAUUGGGCCGUACAUUCUGCAAAGCCUUCCUCACUAUUAAAGACUCCACCCUGUAGCACCACCUUCCCGAGGACAUCUCUGCACUACUACACAAUGGGAAGGUUGUCGCUGAGAACUGGCUCUGUACAACAGCUGUGUAUUUAUUUUCAGAUGUGCAUUAUAGUCUGAGUGCUUUAAUUUCAGAUCCAGUAGUUGCUAUCUUGAACAUGAUGCUGCGUUGUAGUCUAAAUGGGGGAAAACAAAGCUUUGAGAGAGUUGGAUCUUUAGGUAAUGAUCAUGGCUUUCCACUAGACCUUUGAAACACAGAUGAGAGACUUCAGGAACACAGAAGAUGAGAGGAAAACUCAUUGGCCAAAGUGAACUUUCCAUGGAGAACACAGGUGUGAGCGAUCGUUCAUACACCACUCACCCGCUGCCCGGCUGCAACAAGAAUAUUUCUUGACACCAGAGAUCUAAGAUGACGACCUUUUUGCAUGAGGUUUUCUAAUCUGAAGCAAUUGUUUUAGAUUCCCUGUAAUUCUCAGCAGGAUUCCGGACUCUGGUAGAAGCAGUUCUGCAUGUAUUCCACUACCAGUAGCAGCUAAGUAUAGAAUUUCCCUUAACCUCUAAGUUGAAAAGAGUCUCUACCUGCUGGUUUUGUCUGGGCAAGAGAUAAGUUCUCAGACUAGGGUAACGUGGGGUAGUGCAAAACACGUCGAUGGGAAUGAAUGGAAAUCUAGAACCAGCUGUAUUAGUGUGAGCAGAUCAAUGCUGUACUUAAACAGCUAAAAAAGGAUGUCGGUCCUAAACUACCACAUUAGUAUCGUCGUUGAAACAGAACUGCCCUUACCUCAUGAUGUUGCCAGAAUGUUUUUGCCUAAUGCAAAAAAAGGGGUUAAAAAUCUGUCAUGUUUGAGCAGAAAGAGGUACCACCAGAGAUCAUCUGCAUGGCUGGGGAUUCCAUCACUGAGUGGAGGAUGAGACUGGAAAGCAAAAAUAAACGAUUAUAGCACUGUAGCCUUACCACCAAAAGUACUUUGAUGACAGCAUCUACAAGACAGGAGAAUCUGGAUCAAAGACUCAAAGCCACUGGAUCCUCAGACAGCCAGUCAAACAUUUACGUGGGGCUGACAUGUUCUUUUUGAUUGUCUUUUGUACAACGUUGUACAGACAUAGCAACAGUAGAUGAUGAAAUUAAACCAUAGUUCAGUAAAACCUA